AGGGAGGCAAACGCUAUGGGCGGGCGGGAGGCCCCAAACCACCCCCGGCGCCCCUCGGGCGGCCCCUCGCAGCGUCACCGGGGGCGGCGGCGGUGCCGGUGCGGAGCGGGGAGCCGCCGCCCGGCCCGGCCCCCGGCCCCUCCCCCGGGCUCGCUGCGCGCCGCCGCCGCCGCCGCCUCCCCGCGCUGCUCGGGGCGCCGCCGCCGCCGCCGCCGGGCCCGAAGGGCGGCCCAGCGCCGCCGCGGAGCCCCGGGCGCGGCGCAUCGCGCAGGACUCUUCCUCAUUCAAAGAUGCUAUUUGAUCCAGACAGUCUGUGAUUCUGAGAUUAAGAAGAGACUGCACAGUGUGUCACUGUACUGCUGUUUUAAUUUUGAGAAUCUUUCUGCUGCCAAGCGUGCCUUGGUGAGAAUGGGGGAUACAAGAGACAUCUGUCCUCACCUGGAUUCUAUAGGAGAGGUGACUAGGGAUGAUCUGCUGCUCAAAUCCAAGGGAACUUGCCAGUCUUGUGGAGCUGUGGGACCAAAUCUCUGGGCUUGUCUUCAGGUUGGUUGUCCUUAUGUUGGUUGUGGGGAAUCCUUUGCUGACCACAGCACACUUCAUGCACAGGCCAAAAAGCACAACCUGACUGUGAAUCUGACCACUUUCCGGGUCUGGUGUUACGCUUGUGAAAAGGAGGUUUUCUUGGACCAGCGGCUGGCAACGCACACGCAGUCACCGCCAGUAAAAUUCACUGAACCGGAUUCUCCAUUGCCUGCUCACCCUUUGAAAGCUGUUCCAAUUGCAGUGGCUGAUGAAGCUGAAUCUGAAUCAGAGGAUGAUGAUUUGAAACCAAGAGGCCUUACUGGAAUGAAAAAUCUUGGGAACUCCUGCUACAUGAAUGCAGCACUUCAGGCUCUCUCUAACUGCCCACCUCUCACACAGUUUUUUCUGGAGUGUGGUGGACUAGUCCGUACUGAUAAGAAACCAGCACUGUGCAAAAGUUAUCAGAAGUUGGUGUCUGAGGUCUGGCAUAAGAAACGCCCGAGUUAUGUUGUUCCAAGCAGUCUAUCUCAUGGAAUUAAGCUUGUCAACCCCAUGUUCCGAGGCUAUGCACAGCAGGACACUCAAGAGUUCCUGCGCUGCCUGAUGGAUCAACUUCAUGAAGAGCUAAAGGAACCAAUUGUUGCUGAGACAAGGGAUUUGGAUACCAGUGACCAGGACGACAAGCGAGAGGGUGACCGCAGUCCUUCGGAAGAUGAGUUCCUCUCCUGUGACUCAAGCAGUGACAGGGGUGAAGGGGAUGGUCAAAGCCGGACCACUGGGGGCAUGGGCAACAGCUCCCUGGGAGAGACGGAGUUGUUGAUUCAGGAUGAAGCAGGGAGAGGUAUCUCUGAGAAAGAGAGAAUGAAAGACAGAAAGUUCUCCUGUGGCCAUCGGCGCAGCAACUCGGAGCAGGUGGAUGAGGAUGCAGACGUUGAUACUACCAUGAUGGCAGUUGAUGGUAGAGCCUCCCCUGAGAUGCUCCCUGCUCCUUGUCCUGCCAGCCCAUGUAGGACGCCAGAGCCUGACAAUGAUGCCUACGUGCGCUGUUCCUCACGCCCCUGCAGUCCGGUCCAUCAUGAGAUGCACUCCAAGCUCUCUAGCAGUCCCCCUCGCUCCAGUCCUGCCAGGCUUGGACCUUCCUAUGUACUCAAAAAAGCCCAGAUGCAGGCUUCUGGGAAAAAGAAGAAAGAGCUCCGUUAUCGCAGUGUGAUUUCUGACAUCUUUGAUGGCUCCAUUCUCAGCCUGGUGCAGUGCCUCACCUGUGACAGAGUUUCUACAACAGUGGAGACAUUCCAGGACCUGUCACUUCCAAUCCCAGGGAAGGAGGACUUGGCCAAACUGCACUCUGCUAUCUACCAAAACGUGCCAGCUAAAACAGGAGCCUGUGGUGACAACUAUGCCUCGCAAGGCUGGAUUGCUUUCAUCAUGGAGUAUAUCCGGAGAUUCGUGGUGUCCUGUAUCCCUAGCUGGUUUUGGGGUCCUGUUGUGACGCUGGAGGAUUGUCUUGCUGCCUUUUUUGCAGCAGAUGAACUGAAGGGGGACAACAUGUACAGUUGUGAACGGUGUAAAAAACUGCGGAAUGGAGUGAAGUACUGCAAAGUCCUCCGGCUACCAGAGAUUCUUUGCAUCCACUUGAAACGGUUCCGGCAUGAGGUGAUGUAUUCCUUCAAGAUCAACAGUCAUGUCUCCUUCCCCUUGGAAGGGCUGGAUCUGCGACCUUUCCUAGCCAAGGAGUGUGUCUCCCAGAUCACCACCUACGAUCUCCUGUCAGUCAUCUGCCAUCAUGGCACAGCAGGCAGUGGGCAUUACAUAGCCUACUGCCAGAACGUGAUCAACGGCCAGUGGUACGAGUUUGAUGACCAGUAUGUCACUGAAGUCCAUGAGACUGUGGUACAGAAUGCAGAGGCCUACGUCCUGUUCUACAGGAAAAGCAGUGAAGAGGCUGUGCGAGAACGUCAGAAAGUUGUGUCCCUUGCCAGCAUGAAGGAGCACAGUUUACUCCAGUUCUACAUCUCUCGAGAGUGGCUCAAUAAAUUCAACACCUUUGCUGAGCCUGGUCCUAUUACCAAUCACACCUUUUUGUGCUCUCAUGGAGGAAUCCCUCCUAAUAAAUAUCAUUACAUUGAUGACUUGGUGGUGAUUCUACCCCAGAAUGUGUGGGAAUACCUCUACAACAGGUUUGGGGGUGGCCCUGCUGUGAACCAUCUGUACGUGUGCUCGAUUUGCCAAGUGGAGAUUGAAGCACUUGCCAAACGGAGGAGAAUUGAAAUCGACACCUUCAUCAAGCUGAACAAGGCUUUCCAGGCAGAGGAGUCUCCAAGUGUCAUCUACUGUAUUAGCAUGCAGUGGUUCCGUGAAUGGGAAGCCUUUGUCAAGGGGAAGGAUAAUGAGCCUCCUGGACCAAUAGACAACAGCAAGAUUGCACUUACAAAAGCAGGUGGCCACGUGCAAGUUAAGCAGGGUGCUGAUUAUGGGCAGAUUUCUGAGGAGACAUGGAUUUAUUUAAGCACGCUAUAUGGAGGGGGCCCAGAAAUUGCUAUCAGACAGAAUGUGGCCCAGGCCCAGGAACUGGAGAACCUACAUGGGGAGCAGAAGAUUGAAGCGGAGACCCGAGCUGUGUGAACGGUGCGGGAUGGGGCAGGGAAGGUAUGGCACGAAUAUGUCCAUGUGGGGCUGAAAGGCUGGGGAAUCCCGAGGAGUUAAACCUCUUCCUCUGUCUGGUACUCAAAGGUGUGUGCAGUGCUCACCACCACUUCUGGGGAAGGCAGGUUUCCUCCACCAUCCUUUCAUGUGGUUUUGGAUAUAGGGACAGUGCUGGAAAAGACUGGGAGAAAUCAAUUUUUCUGUAAUUCAUCUGUGCAGCCCCAGUGGAUAAAGCCAUGGUGGGGAGGCUGCAGCCAAACUUCACUAGGAAAUGUUUUGACUUGACCCCUCUCCCUUUUGUUUGCUUACACAAAGUCAGCACUCCCAGCCUGCCCCCAGUGAAUUGAAUCUCUCUGCUCCUUUGCAGGUUUUGCUUCUGGCACUUUUUUUUUUUUUUAAUCCAAUGUAUAAAGAUAAUGAAAUGUUAUUUAUGUUUCCAGUGUGCAAUGUUGCAACUAGAGAAACCUGUUUAUCUGAAGCUGACUAAAGCCACAAGGUCUCCUGAUAGUUUUGUGCUGGUGGUGCACAGCUGACACAACUUCCUAGUUUUGCUCCUUAUCUAAUUCUUGCAACUUCAGUUGCAACUAAGAAAUCUUGAAAGAGGCUGUUUCUCCCCCCACUGGCCAUAGCUACACCUUCACAGUCCUGCAGAAUUCUUUCCUCCUUGUAUCUGAUACCAUGUGUUCAGCAAAUUUUCAGAGAACAAAGCUGCAAGACAAGUUCUCCUUUACAACGGCUUCCCACUGUGCUGUUUCCUCUAAACUCCUGGCAGCUUUGUAGAUACAGAUGCAGCCUUCUAGGUAUUAAGUUCCCAGGGGUGGUACAUGAACAGCUUAAAGGCAAAGCUGUUAGAGGGGCAGACUUCAUCAGAGCUGGACACAAGACAGCUCUGAUGCAGACUUUAGGGCUCUUGUUCUGGGUCAUAUGAAAUUCCCCCAGCUGCUUGUCCAGACCCCAUUCUCAGAAGGACCCUGUGUGUAAGCCUAGACCUGUCUCCACACCUUUUAUGAGAAGGGUGUGUGAAGGAUGAGGAGGACCCUCUGAGGCAUUUGUUUGCACAGAGCCUAGUCAGAUGGGUCACCUUUGGACAGGGCAGUAAUUCAGCACUGGGGAAGGUGCCCAGCUGAGCAGGCCUCAGGCUGUUGAAGCAGCCUCUUAGCCUUGUUUUCUGCAAACAAGCCCCCACAUAUGUGCUGAGCUCAUUCUAGCUUCUCAACACCGAUCUUGUUUGUGUAUACAGUGGCUCAUUUAAUGAAAAGAAAUAACUUGCUCCCCAAUGUACUGCCAGUAAUGCAGCCACGGAGCAUCCGAUUAACAGGUGGAGGAGAGAGGAAUGAAGAUGAAAAAGGCUAAAUGCUACUUUUCUCAUCAAGAGUUUUGAAUAGCCCUGCUUAAUCUUUAAGCCAGCAAGGCAAUAAUAAAUUCCAUGUGACUUUGCAAACCCUCGAGUGAGAGCUGAUAGAAGGAGAGCAAGGCAAAGCUGGUAAGGCAGAGGUAGCUUCUCCAUUGGGUCUAAGCAAACUCUUGGGCUGAAGAACCAAACUGUAUGUUCAUAACGGUGCUGGAACCUUUAUGAUUCCUCAGCAUCAGUCUGGCCUUGGUACCAGACUCCAGCAUGGAGCUGUGACCUCCUAUGUACUUAUUGUGCUCUUCCCAUAGAAGAGAAAGGGAGGGAGGGGGGAGAGGAAAGCUGCUCUUUGACUCUCAAAUAGGAAGUGGAAAAGGGUGUGGGAGAAAAGUUUCUGAAAUAAAAAAUGUGGCCUUCAGAUUUUUUUAGACCAAAUGUUUGCUGUUUGCAGCAAACUCUUCUUUAAAAAAGUCUCUGUAAAUGGUUCAGCAUGUUAAUUUUACUAUCCUGUUUACUGGAUGCUUGUACAUACCCAGCCAGGCCAGAGGGGAGGUCAGAGAAUGAGCCACUGUUGGGAUUUCUCAUUGUUUUAAGCUGUCUUUGUUUGCUACUGCAGCCUUCUUGGAUUCUGCUGCAGAGCCUGUAUGGCUGCAUGUCUGUGUUGUCUGUGCCAUUCAGAGGACGCUGUAUAGAUUGUAAUAACACUCCUGUGCUUAAGUGUUAUAUUUUGUGCUGGAAAUGUGUCCCAAUAAAUACAUGUGCAUUCAACAAA
This is a messenger RNA of Dromaius novaehollandiae (emu), 5285 nucleotides long. It is a transcript of the gene USP20, whose product is annotated as ubiquitin specific peptidase 20. The record is from RefSeq and is a predicted model, not a curated record. Gene Ontology annotation, biological process: protein deubiquitination. Gene Ontology annotation, cellular component: cytoplasm. Lineage: Eukaryota; Metazoa; Chordata; Aves; Casuariiformes; Dromaiidae. Bases 16 to 3144 code for a protein of 1042 amino acids. Gene Ontology annotation, molecular function: zinc ion binding; cysteine-type deubiquitinase activity. The transcript is spliced from 25 exons.